This is a messenger RNA of Aureobasidium pullulans EXF-150, 3389 nucleotides long. RefSeq lists its product as uncharacterized. The coding region runs from base 121 to 3069 and encodes 982 amino acids. Gene Ontology annotation, biological process: nucleolar large rRNA transcription by RNA polymerase I. Gene Ontology annotation, molecular function: RNA polymerase I general transcription initiation factor binding; RNA polymerase I transcription regulatory region sequence-specific DNA binding. Gene Ontology annotation, cellular component: RNA polymerase I core factor complex. The transcript is spliced from 2 exons. NCBI's taxonomy places the organism in Eukaryota, Fungi, Ascomycota, Dothideomycetes, Dothideales, Saccotheciaceae. The record is from RefSeq and is a predicted model, not a curated record.
CUGCGUUAAUCACGAUAUUCCUUAGGUAUCAUAGGCAACAAGAUUCCGCGACGACCUUCUCCCCGGCAAUGAUUCAGUCCGUCUCUGGCGCACCACCACGCAUAGCUAGGAAGAAGCCGCAUGGCUGACCAACUCACCACCGACCUGAAAUAUGGUCACUUUGGUCAAGCCAUCUACAACUCCGAAGACCAGACCUGGUUGUUUCCUAGGAAUUUCGAGUCUUCGUCCUCAUUACAGCCUCUAGGCACAUCGCAGCUCGUCUUUAAGUCGCAGCAUGCUCAGUCAAGACCAGACUCUACCACCGAGAAGCCGAGCAUCCACCUGAAUCGCCAGAUCGCUGAACUCGUCAACUUUGACCCAACUUUGGCUCCUGGCGCCCACCUACUUAGCGAGCCUGCAAUCGUGUCUGGAGAAGUUCAAAAGACUGCCAUCCGUUAUGACCCGACUGUCGGCCAUCUGCUAGCUUUCGGUCGUGUGCCCGAUGACUCCACAAAGCGCUCAAUGCCAAUCGUCGCCUUCCCGGCAGCAGACCAUACACACGUCUUGCGACUCGUUCAAGUCCAGCCUCAAAAGCAUGGUUGGGAGCACAACAAAUCCAUCUGGAUCGAUGUUCCUCGAAUCUAUGGAGAGUCUGGCAUCUGGCACGCUCCUCACCCUAUCCGCCAAAUAUCUUUCGCCGACGCCGAUGAAGACUCGAAUCUUGCCCGCACUCUUGCUGUUCGCACUACUCUCGCCGUUCACAUUUUGCGCAUUGCUGCAAAAAGGCAUGCCUCAUCCUGGAACUCUCUUACCGAUUCGCCAUCACGUUUUGAUACGCAUCAGUUGUGUACACUGAGUCUGGAUCUGUUUGGCGGCGUUGCACCUGCUCAUGUAGCUUUUAAUCGCUGGUAUCCUAAGCAAUUCGUGACCGUUGACCAACAUGGCACGUGGCGUGUCUGGGAUUCAAGUCUGCGACAGCUUCCAUCUGAUCAAGGCAAGCCGACAGAGCUUUGUCGCGGAGCUACUAACGAUAAAGCUGUCUCGGACCACGAGGCCAAUGCCACUCUUUUGGACGAUGGCUGGGGAAGAGCAACCUGGGCUGGUAAUGUUCAAACCAUUGUUACCGCCAGCAGAAAGUGCUUAGCGAUCUAUGACAUCCAGGGCAAGCCUGUAAGGUUACAGUCUCCUAAUCUCGGCAUCUCCGGAACGCCGCAUUGGAUUCUUGACGUUCUGCUCAAUCCUGUGGAUUCGACUCUCGUGUUCGUUCUGACUUCAACAUCACUCUUCUGUUUACGUGUGCGAUGUCUUGAUGGAUUCGAUCCGGAAAGCUAUAGCACGGCUGGUGCCGAGGUCGUAUUGCAGUGCAGACAUUUCCGAGAUCCCGAAGAUAUUGGGCUAGGUCUCUCUAGUCACGUCGAUAAUGAAGACGCCGUUGUACUGAUCAAGUCGUCUUUGAGUCCACUUGCAACAAGCUACCGUUUCAUCUCGGGUGAUUCGUCUCCUCAAUUCCUUACAGUCGCCGAUGCUACCCAGACUGUUUUGCCCGAACUCCCCUCCACGGCCACUUCUGCGACAGCAUUUCUCACUUUUGAUCUCCAGGCUGCGGAGUAUGGAGAGAGUUCUCACCACGAAACCUCAUCUGGUCCAGGAAAGAUAUAUCGAGACCUCUCAGUAAAAUUCUUUGUUGCAACUGCCAUCACAAGUGACAUGGUCGUUGUGCAAAAGCUGUACUUCGCAAUACCAAAACCAGAGACUGCGUCUUCAUUCUCGAGUAUUGUGCCCCCAGACUGGCGUGGUAGACUCGUACAUAGUCGCCCGCGUCUGAACGAAACCAGUUUCGUCGAACACUCUGCAGUGCACCAGGGUGUGGCAAAGAUCCAAAGAGAGGAAGAAGCAGCAUUGUCAUCUGGACUCGACAUGUUGAAAUCAGCGCGGGACAACUGGACAAUGCUAUACGAGCUAUCGCAUGCUCGAACUACUAGCGCAGCUUCUCAGACCGAAGACUUUUCGCGCAUCCUUGUGCGAGUAGGGCAGGUCUUGGAAAUACCCGACGCUGUUCCUGGCAGGCACAAAUUGUUGUCGGAGUUCUGCGACAGUCAAAUCCUCGUACCCGAUAUCGACCAGGUUGCUGCAGAGUUCAGGGAUAUGAUUGCUUCCAGAGCACAUUUCGGAGACGAAGCGGAAGAGAUUGAACAGAGUUUACUACUUGCAAAUAUCGCUGGGAUUGACGCCCUCGACCUUGGCCUCAAGGGUGACAUCAAUCCGAUGGACGUGUACGACAAUAUCAUAGCUCAUUGGCUGACACCGCUGUCUCAAAACGUACCUGGUCGGGUUCGACUUGUCAAGGAGCAAUUGGCACGAAGAAUCUCUGCCGAGAUUUGCCUGGCAAGCCACGUUCUCAGGCAACCGCCUGUAGAAUCAGCUCGAACGGAGACACAGACCACGGAGACACAAGGCAUAGAGCACUUCGCUUCCUCGCAACUACAUUUCCCGCAGUCUUCUCUUCCAACGCCGUCGCCAACGGCCACACCAUCGCUGACUACCAUGACGUCUCUGUCUAGCCAUCCAUCAACUCUCGUGUCGUCCGAGUUUGCACGUCUCCAACGAUACACUUCAUUUUCAUCGGAAAAGUCCACACCAGGUCCUCUGCCUAAGCCGUUGACGAACACACUUGCGCAUUGGAGUCUUGGCGGCAAUCCGGAUGAAUACGACUGGCUUGCCAUACAAAGGGAUCAGGAAAGAAGGGCCGAGGAAGAGGAUGAGGACCUCACGCCGAAAGAGCGAGCGAGGUUGAAGCGUCGUGCCGAGAAGCACUUGCUCAAGCAGAGACGUGAGUCGCAAAAAGCAUCCGCUAUGGAUCUCGCGAGUAGCCAAGUUCCUGGAAUCAUAAGUGCGAGUCAGCCUGCCUUCGUGACACCUUCUAGAAGCGAGGCGCCGAAUCUCCCUCAGUCCGCUAGAGCAGCAAGCCAGGGCACUCAACUGCUAGCGAGCUCUCAAGUUCAGCCAAACAUGUUCACUAGCCAAGUUCAGCCUGGACGGUAUGGUGGAAAACCGGCAAAAAAGAAACAGAAACGCAGGGUUGGGUUCUAAGCAAAAUCGAAAUCCUUCCGUUCGCUCUAUACUUCCACAUAUGUACAGCUAGAAUGCAUUUUAUGGGGUCAUGUGCCAUCUCAAGUCUUGAACCCAGUUUCCUGGUUGUGUGCAUCUGCGAUCAAACCCAUGUCGCGAAUCCUGAGGUGCCGUUACCCGCAUUGGAAAGCUAGGGUGUUGGCGCAGCAAAAGCCAGCAGAAGCAAGUGUGCUGUCAUUGAGGCUUGGCCCGCGCUGGAGCUAUCAUGUGCCCCGAGGUUGAUGGAGACACGGCACAUGCGUGCAAGCGCCUUUUAGAAUGAUUGGACGUCUUCUCGAACA